Messenger RNA from Bipolaris maydis ATCC 48331, 175 nucleotides. The record is from RefSeq and is a predicted model, not a curated record. Lineage: Eukaryota; Fungi; Ascomycota; Dothideomycetes; Pleosporales; Pleosporaceae.
AUGUGUGCAGCAGACACCAAACGAAUAGAAAGGGAUACGAAUACGGUUACAGAUCAAAAGACGGUAACAAGAGAGGCUUUCAACGACUCACCGGACUUGCGAACCAGCCGUGUUGUCCGUGCUCAAUUCUGGUUCCACUCCAGCCACGCGGAAGCCCUCCUAGGCCACCUAUGUA